Messenger RNA from Guyanagaster necrorhizus, 1151 nucleotides. RefSeq lists its product as uncharacterized. The transcript is spliced from 2 exons. The coding region runs from base 204 to 1067 and encodes 287 amino acids. The record is from RefSeq and is a predicted model, not a curated record. NCBI's taxonomy places the organism in Eukaryota, Fungi, Basidiomycota, Agaricomycetes, Agaricales, Physalacriaceae.
CUUUUACUUGGCAGUCGCAGUUCCAGCGUCGUGUACUAGCGCCUCGAACACGAGCCUGUGCACAAACUGCGGAGCUUGAGAUCGGUGCUUGUCAAAAAUAUUUGUUUAAAUGAACCUUAGCCUAUGCUGACAACGGUGACCCUGCCAGCUCUACUAUUGUCGUAUUCUUGCAUGGAACCUGCGGCAUUGGGAGAGCCAGUCGUAUGUCGUCCUCUCUUCAAGAACUCGGAGUUCAUUAUGUGGCACCGACUCUUCAAGGAUGGGGCAACUCAUCACCUCGUCUGAAGCAUCGACCCUAUGUCGCGACUUUGCUUUCUGAUUUCACCGAGUCGAUAAACCAUCUCCACCCCCACAACGACAAUCUCAGGAUCUACGUUGCAGGAGGGUCAUUUGGCACCGUCCCUGCGCAGAUUUUGUAUGGUUCAUCUUUCGAUACAUUCCCUCUAGGUCGGAAAAUAGUAGGGUGCCUACUUCUAGUACCCUUCUCCCCUUUACGAUUGCACAAGGGCUACGCAAAAAGCAUGAAAUGGCCCAUCUAUCUAUCAAUGGGAGCUCCUUCCCAGAUAGUUCCAUUUGGACUUGUUCCCCGUCUGGCGGCCACUUUGACCAAGUGGCAACUGAAGACCGUGGAUAAAGCUGAGGCCUUCAUCCGGAGUAAUCUGUUCGACAAGGCUAGCGAGCAAGAACGAGAGGCUUUUUUGAAAUGGAGGGAUUCAGAAGGGGUGCCAGAAGGGCAGUUAGAGCGGGAGACGGCUGAGGACGCGGUCGCUAGCAUGUCGAAGACAUCGGCGGGAUUCAUGGAAAUGUCUGAUGUUCUCUCUUCAGACUGGGGUUUCCGCCCUGAUUCUCUUAGCGAAGAACAUACACGACGUCCUCUGCUCGUCGUUGCUUCGUCGGAUGACGACCUGGGCACAGACAUGGCAAAGUGGCUAGUAGAGAAUUAUCGUAAUUCUCAGCUCAAGUGGGUGCCAGGUGGUCAUAUUUCGACGACGUAUCAUGCAAGGGCUAUCUGGAGGGAGUUUAUGGGGGAGGUUGUAGGAACCAAGGAUGCCGUAUCUCAUCCUUGAAUAUGCUAAGCAGCCGCCUUAUCAUGAUUGAUGUUUUAUCUAGUGUUGUUAUUCUUCGUGCUCUCGUCUAGUGAUUAUAUACAA